AUGAUAUCCACGGAUGGGAGUUGUCAUUAUGACACUUACCGCCUGUCGGAGCGCCUAGAGUUUAAGCAAUUGCUCUGCAUCAUGAGCUAUGCGUUGAUCUCAUCAACUGUUUCAGAUCUGGAUGAGAACAAGAGACUGUUGGAUGAAUACAUUCAACGGGAUGAGAAUGAUUGGGAACCCAGAAUUGACCAAGCGACCCUCGCGAAGAUCUUGUCCACUAUGGGAGCCUUAGGCAGUGACAACACGGAAAUUGAUAUUCCAGCAAAUGGCUAUUCUGGAAUCUCACUUGAUGACCUACACGCCCAAGCGCAGUACAUCCUAUGGCGUUUGAAACAAAUAUCCGCAGAGUGCCUUGAUGUCUUGCAGAUCGAGAGCGCCAGAGACCUCCGUCGUCCGAUCGGCGGACUAUUGAGCUUUAUUAUUGCCUGUGCCAGCGUGUCUGUUCACGUAGAUUAUUUGCCACUUUCAGUGCAUCUAGCCCAGAACGAAAGAUCACUCUCCAUCAUGCAACACCAACUUCAAAUGAGCCCAUUAUUUGCCGCUGGUCUUGAUAUUGACGAGUUGGACUCUGCACUCAAUUCGCUUGAUCUUCUGUUUACUGAAGAAGAAUUACGAGAGCUAUAA
Penicillium subrubescens is the source of this 624-nucleotide messenger RNA. RefSeq lists its product as uncharacterized. The transcript has a single exon. The record is from RefSeq and is a predicted model, not a curated record. Lineage: Eukaryota; Fungi; Ascomycota; Eurotiomycetes; Eurotiales; Aspergillaceae. Bases 1 to 624 code for a protein of 207 amino acids.